Molecule: messenger RNA, 207 nt
Organism: Pestalotiopsis fici W106-1
Lineage: Eukaryota; Fungi; Ascomycota; Sordariomycetes; Amphisphaeriales; Sporocadaceae
Exons: 2
Coding region: 1-207 (68 amino acids)
Source: RefSeq, a predicted model, not a curated record
AUGUCGCUACUCCAGUCCUACCGGAACCUCUCGCCUCGCACCCGCAUAGGCGUGGGCAUUGGCAUUCUCGCCUGGGGCUUCAUCGGUCUGCAGCUCUCCGACCGCGCCGAGGAGAAAUUUGGUCUGAAGCCCACAGACGAGGACAAGGCCGCCUUAAGCCAGCUGGCCCCGAGGAUUAUCGCCGUCGACAAGGGCAAAGAUCGGUGA